CUGAAAAUAAUUGAAUGCAUGGCAUUUCAUUUAUGCAACAUUGAAAUUCUCAUGUCAACCAACAACUACAGCCUGAUUGCCUGGAAAUACCUAUAUAGGCAUGACUGGUACCUAGCCUAGUAGGCACAUAGUAAGACAUUACAUGCCUAUCUAAUAUACAACUCGACACUAUUUCUUGAUUUAUCUGCUGUCCAUCUUCCAACCCACUUUCUGGCUAUGGCGCCUCUCGAAUCCCGCCGUCGGUCGAGGGCCCGGUUUGAAGAAGAAAACGGCGGGCAUUCUUCCGAUUCGGAUACCGCAAAACGACGAAAGCGCACUAUCAAUGGCCUUAUACCAGAAGAAGUCGACGACCGAGUUGAUCUCGAAGCCGAAGAUGAUAUCGAGGUCGACCAGAGCUACGAUAAUACUCUGCGAGAUAACGAGGUAAAGCCUUCACCUCCAUCCUCGCAGUCGCAGCCUGGUCAAGCCAUCAACCCAUUCCAGUUCCAACCUGGUGCUAUCGUACGAGUUCUUCUCGAGAACUUUGUCACCUACGAACAUGCCGUCUUCAAUCCAGGCCCCAAUCUCAACAUGGUCAUUGGCCCCAACGGCACUGGCAAGAGUUCUCUGGUUUGUGCUAUUUGCCUAGGCCUAGGCUUUCACCCCAAACACCUCGGACGAGCGAGUAGCAUGGGAGAGUUCGUGAAGCACGGAAAAGAGAGCGCUAUAGUUGAAAUCGAAAUACAAGGUCGGCCAGACCAACGUACCAACCCGGUAAUUCGACUACAGAUUCGCAAAGAAGACAACAAAUCGAAGUGGUGGCUCAAUGGGAAGGAAGCCAAUCACCAAACUAUUAAAAAUGUUACCACUGAUCUGCGCAUCCAGAUAGAUAACUUGUGCCAGUUCCUCCCCCAAGACAGAGUUGCUGAAUUUGCUGGUCUUACUCCCAUCCAACUUCUUCACGAGACCUUACGAGCGGCUGCCCCGGAGCCUAUGAUCGAGGCGCACGAACAACUUAAAGAGCUUCACAGGAAACAGAAGGAGGUGAAAGCUAGACUCGACGACAAUGCUGAGACCCUGAAGAACCAUGAAUCUCGUCAGCAGGGGUCGCAGGCUGAUGUGGACAGAUUGCGCGAAAGAGAAGCCAUCCAAAAAAAGAUUGAAGAUCUGCAGCUUGCUCGUGCCCUUGCCGAGUAUAACAAUGCUCGGCGGUUAAUGAGCGAAGCUAAGCAGAAAAAGCAUGACGCCGCCAGGAAGCUAAAGGAACUGGAACGGGCCUGUGGGCCUGCCUUGGAGGCCGUGAACAAAAAGCAUGAAUACAGUCAGAGAAUAUUGGCUGUUGUAGAUGAACGUAAGAGAGCGUUGAGGGAAGCUGAAGCAGCAUGUGAAGAACUUUACCAGGCUAUUGAGGCCCAGGACGAACGGAUUAAGCAUCUUCAAAAUAAGAAGACUGCGGAGGAAGGUUCGCAUACUGCCAAAAAGACCGAGAUAGCCAAGAUACGAAGAACAAUCACAGAUCUCGAGGCUAAAUUACAGAACAAGCCCCCAGAGUUCGUCGCUGCUGACUGGAAUCAGAAAAUUCGCUCAGAAGAACAUGUCCAGCGAGAGAACGAGGCGGAGAGGCGUCAGCUAGAUACCCAGAGCGAGGAGCUGAUGACACUUUUCAGGAGAAGUUCCGAUGGGAAGAGGCACAAUGAAAGAGCUUUGGAAGCCUUGAAUUCCAAAGAGGGCCAGAAACUUGCUCAGUUAAGAAAACUCAGCCCAGAAGCCGCCAGAGGCUGGGAAUGGCUUCUAGAACACAAAGACGAGUUUGAAAAGGAAGUUCUUGGCCCUCCGAUGUUGAACUGCUCUGUUACGGACAAGCGGUAUUCAAACCAGAUCCAAUCACUUCUUUCAAACGACGACUUUUUAUGUUUUACUUGCCAGACUCGAAAUGACCACAAAAAGCUCAGCAACCAUUUCUUUAAGCACCUCGGAAUUUCAGUGACUAUAAGGACAUUCAUGGGCGAUCUCGCCUCUUUUCGACCCAGAGUCCCCAAAGAACAGGCUCGCACGAUGGGCCUUGAUGGAUACGCAAUCGACUACCUUGAAGGCCCAGAGCCAAUUCUGGCAAUGCUCUGCUCGGAGAAGAAGCUACACGUCUCUGGAGUUUCUCUCCAAGAUGUCACUACCGACCAGUAUGAACAGAUUGCGAAUAGCGAGGGCAUACCUAGCUGGGCAACUGGCCCUAUAAUGUAUCGCAUCUCAAGACGAAAGGAAUAUGGCAGCCAUGCUGUCUCGACUACUACUAGGAAAAUCCCUCACGGCCGUUUCUGGACCGAUCAACCUAUCGACAAUGCCGAGAGAUCCACCUUGCAAAGGCAGAUCAAUGAGCUAACUGCUGAAAUGGAGGAACUCCAAAAGCAAAUGGUCGAGAACAAGAACCGCACCAAGGAGAUGGAGGCUACUGGGAGGGAGAGCCGAGCGAGAGUAGAUGCAUUACGGAAUGAGAAGAACGAAUUGCAAAAAGCUGCUACGCAAUACGCAACCCUCGGGGACAAAAUAGCGGCCGAGAGACUGCAAUUGGAGAAUACGCAGAAAGGACUCGUUGAAUGCCGCAAGAGAAUAUUCGAAUACGGUGCACAAGAAGAUGAGCUUAUCGUGAAGAAGGUGAAGUCUGUCCUUCAGCACAAGGAAAGGCUUUCUCAUAUUCGCGACGCGCAUCAAGCACUGUUGGAGACUCUGAUCCAGCUUGUUGAGGCACAAUCAGAUGUGAAAGGGCUAGAAGAACAGAAUGCCAGCAUCAAACAACAAUUAGACGACAAAAAAGUCGAGAUCGAGACUCUGGCAAAGGACGCGGACAGGUUGAAAGCAGAGGCUUCACAUGCGAGACAUUUAGUGGAAGAGGCUGUUGGUGUAGGUGGUCGCGAACGAUUCGUCGAGCUGAAUGCCAUGGUGGAGGGCAAAACGGUUGAGGACGUCGACAAUGAGAUUGGCGCUGAGUCUACUAAACUCGAGUUAAUCCAUGGAGUCGACCCAGCCAUCCUGCGACAGUACGAGAAGCGUGCUCAGGAUAUCCAAGAACUUAUCCGCAAGAGGGAAGAGAUGAAUGCCAGGCUCGAGACCCAUACCCGAAAGAUUAAGCAAGUGAUGGAGCAAUGGGAGCCCGACGUUGACAAGGUCAUUGGUAAGAUUAACGAUGCCUUCAGCUAUAAUUUUGAGCAAAUCAACUGCGCCGGCGAGGUUAGCAUCCAUAAAGACGAGGAUUUCGAGCAGUGGGCCAUCGAGAUCAAGGUCAAGUUCCGCCAAAAUGAGACCCUACAACAGUUGAACCAGCACCGACAGUCAGGCGGCGAGAGAGCCGUGUCCACAAUCUUCUACCUGAUGGCACUGCAAUCGAUGGCACAAGCACCGUUCCGCGUCGUCGACGAAAUCAACCAGGGUAUGGAUCCCCGCAACGAGCGCAUGGUACACGAGCGCAUGGUCGAGAUCGCCUGCCGCGAGCAUACCAGCCAAUACUUCCUCAUCACGCCCAAGCUGCUUACCGGCCUGCGCUACGACGAACGCAUGCGCGUCUUGUGCAUUGCCUCGGGCGAGUAUAUGCCUGCUGUCGAGGAUGCGAUGAAGCUGGACUUUGCUAGCAUAGUCAACAUCCAAAGACGCCUUGUCGCGGCUGCUGCAUAGUCGGCUUCGGCAAGUAAUAUUUCGCGUUGGUAUUUGCCUUUCAGAUUGUUAGGCAAUUCAAGGGCCUGACACUCUACUGCUUUUCCUUUUCUCUUCACAGAUGGAUUGCCUUGCCCUGAUGUCUACGAAUUGAUGAAUAUGAAGUAUACACAUCGUGUUCAAGGAGUUAACGGGGAGUGGAAAGGGUGGUCGGGUUGGUUGGUAUGAGGUAUCUCUUACCUGCCUGCAUAGUAGGUAACCUACCUAUACACCCAGGGAAAUCGAUGGUAGGGGCGGGGAUAUACCAACCCGCCCCUCCAUUCAUGAGGCUAUAAACAGGACAGGACAGGACGUGGUAGGAAGGUAUUAAAGGAAGGACAUGGAAGAAGCAUCGCUGCUGAUAUUCUGGUCCAGGGUGAUGUGAUGGAAUGGAAACUAGUUUCGAGGUUACUUGUACGCACAUGUGUAUGUACCUACUUUGAGCAUCUCAACUUUUCACGUACCUACAUGUACAUCUAUUGUAUGUACAUACCUAGGUUAGGUACGUAUGCAGGCACGUAGGCACGGUACUUACCUAUGCACGAGCCCACUAGUUAAUGGCCUAUGUGUGUAUGUGUGUCUCCAUAGCCAACACAUGAUGUGUACCUAUAUAAUUUCAAACCUCGUCUCGC
Molecule: messenger RNA, 4292 nt
Organism: Hypoxylon fragiforme
Lineage: Eukaryota; Fungi; Ascomycota; Sordariomycetes; Xylariales; Hypoxylaceae
Product: P-loop containing nucleoside triphosphate hydrolase protein
Exons: 4
Coding region: 217-3642 (1141 amino acids)
Biological process (GO): double-strand break repair via homologous recombination
Cellular component (GO): Smc5-Smc6 complex
Molecular function (GO): ATP hydrolysis activity; ATP binding
Source: RefSeq, a predicted model, not a curated record